Messenger RNA from Pieris napi, 975 nucleotides. Its product is annotated as extensin-like. The transcript is spliced from 5 exons. The record is from RefSeq and is a predicted model, not a curated record. Bases 108 to 899 code for a protein of 263 amino acids. Lineage: Eukaryota; Metazoa; Arthropoda; Insecta; Lepidoptera; Pieridae.
GCCUUCAAACAAACGUCAGUUCUAUGUGUCGACUAUUGAAAAUAAUAUUUUACGUCUACGUUUUACCAAGCAUUUAUAAAAUAAACGUUUGAUACUUUUUAUUUACAAUGCCGUGGGGUUGGGAAUGUAGGGCGCGGUUUGUUAAGCAAUCGCCAUGUAAACCAACUGAGCGGAGGGGAAAGCGAGAUCUCAAGAGUCCUGGGCCUCAAGAAUAUGAAACGCCUCCAAUAUUCUGUGGCAAGGGUUACUCGAGGAUACAGCGUGCUCCGGCGUAUACUUUCGGUCACAAGACACCUGUGAACUUUAACAAACAGAUUCUUACAGCGAAAGCGCCAGUUUUAGACAUCUCGGGACAUAGUAAAAAAGGACCCUAUAGGAUACCUCUCGGUGUAGUUUCACCCAGAUUAGAUCCGAUACAGUGUAAAGGCAAAUCACCAGGCCCUGACAGAUAUGUCCCAAAAAGCCAAGUGGUCUUUAAAAGACCUCCAGUCUACUCGAUGCGCCCAGCCGCAAAGCCUCCAUAUCAACCUUGGGACAUGUGGACCCCUCCCCCAAAUAUGUAUUUGCCCAAAAUACAUUUCAAUAAGCCACCCUCGUAUACACUCGGAUAUGCAGUACGAGCAAUAACAGCACAAAAUCUUCCCGGUCCCGGAGAACACGAUCCCAACUUUGACUUUGUGAAGCUACGAAAGCCCGCAUUUUCCUUUGGUGCUCCUUUCAAAAGCCCACCGCCCAAAAAGACGCCACCGCCAAAUACUUAUUGCGAGAAAAAGUUUAUGUACCCCAAACGUACUAUCCCAGCGCCAACUUUUGGGAUUCGCCACUCGCCAUACUUGGGGAAGCAAGAAGAAUAUCUUACACCAUCAAACUUAUGUAUCGUUGUUAGUGGUGAAGACUAGAAUGUAGUUUUUUUGAAAUUUUAGUUCUCAAUUCUAAUUAAUAAUUUAUUAUUUUUUUUGAAUUACAUUACUAUAU